Messenger RNA from Pogona vitticeps (central bearded dragon), 6095 nucleotides. RefSeq names its product leucine zipper tumor suppressor 2 (gene LZTS2). Gene Ontology annotation, biological process: cell division; negative regulation of canonical Wnt signaling pathway. Lineage: Eukaryota; Metazoa; Chordata; Lepidosauria; Squamata; Agamidae. The record is from RefSeq and is a predicted model, not a curated record.
GCAGCAGGAGUAAACUUGAAACUGCAAGUGGUUUAACUCUUUGAGGAUGUGGAAGCCAGCCUCAUCUGCCAUUUUCCUGCAUGGACAAGCUGUUCCAGGGCAUCAUCCUUUAGUUUAGAUGAGUGGAUGUUGUUGACUGGGCUGAAUCUUUUUGGACGAAGCUGAUGUCAGAAGAGCCUAGAUCAUUGUCAAGAUUUGGGGCAGGAGGCUUUCCCUUGCGCAUUAUCAGAGAAGCGUGGACUAUUUUAGCCUGCCUGGAGCGGAUGAGCAGGAGAUACUGUGACCAUUUGCAGCACUUCUACUGGGAACAUCAUGGCCAUAGUGCAGACCCUACCAGUUUCCAUUGAGUCUGCCUCGGAAGGAGCUGCUCAGCUUCACAACAGUGCCUGCUCCUCCCCUGCAGCCAUGGGCAGUGUCAGCAGCCUCAUUUCAGGCCGGCCUUGCCACAAGGCCACAACUGAGUUCGGCCCUUUCCGUCUGCCGGGCGGGGCAGGUUCCCAAGAGCCCCUGUGCCACGGACUUCCCACCAAGAAGAAUAGCUACGCUUAUGCUAGAGAAGAAGACUGGGCUGAAGCUGUAUCUCCCAUCAGCCCCUGCAGUGAUACAGAGGAGCUGCAAGAUGACAAGCCCCGUGUUGGCACUAUCCGUGGGCCACCCCCCAAGUUGGUUCCUGUCUCGGGAAAACUUGAGAAGAACGUGGAGAAGACGUUAAUCCGCCCCACAGCCUUCAAACCCGUCAUGCCCAAGAAUCGUAACCCUCCACUGCAGGGGCACUUGGCACUGCGUCCAGGUACCUCUGUGCUUUCUGAAAGCCAAGCUAGUCUUGCCCAGCUUUUUGGCGGCACUCCUGCAGGCAACCCAGAGAAGCACAAUUCCAUGAGCUGCCGUACCAGUUCUCACUCGGGAACAAUGUCUGAUUCGGGGCGCAACUCCCUUUCCAGUCUACCCACGUACAGUACAGGUUGCAGCCAGCAGAUGGAGCCAGUCAGCAUCUCCAUGGGCCACAUCAACCUUGACAGCCAUGGCAGUAGCAGUUCCCGGGGCCUCACGGGCCCUUCCAACUCUGAUAGCGGGCGCUCGUCAUCGAGCAAGAGCACAGGCUCCCUGAGCGGCCGUGGGCACCAUUCCUCUGACAGUGGCUCCUGCGGUGGGCACUCACCUGUCCAUGGUGGCGGCGCUGAGGAAGCCUUGCUUGUUCACGAACUGGAGGAGAAGCUGCGGGAGCGAGAAGCUGAGCUGCAGCACCUGAGGGAGAGCUUGGAUGAGAACGAGGUGGCCAUUUGCCAGGUGUAUGAGGAGAAGCAGCGGCGCUGUGAGGAGGAGAUGGAAGGGCUGCGGCAGGGCUAUACGGCCAAGCUGCAGCAGUCAGCACAGAAGGCCCAGCGCAGCCAACAGGUGCUGCAACUCCAGAUCUUCCAGCUGCAACAGGAGAAGAAGAAACUACAGGAGGAUUUUGCACAGCUGCUGGCUGAGCGUGAGCUUCUGGAGAAGCGCUGUGCCUCCUUCGAGCGGGAGCACACGGAGUUGGGGCCCCGGCUGGAGGAGACCAAGUGGGAGGUGUGCCAGAAGUCCGGUGAGAUCUCGCUACUAAAACAGCAGCUGAAGGAGUCCCAGGCAGAGGUGGUUCAGCGGGGGAAUGAGCUGGUGCUGUUGAGGGCCCAGUUGAGGGAAGCCCGGGCUGAUCUGCAAGGUAGUGAAGAGCAGGCCCUGAGCUUGCAGGAAGUGGCUCGUACUAAGGCCUUGGAGCUAGAAGUGUGUGCCAAUGAGUUGGCCAGACGCAAGAGUGAAGCAGAGCUGCUGCGUGAGAAGGUGGGGCGCUUGGAGCGUGAGUUAGAAGGACUGCGUAGCACAAGUGAGGAUUUCUGCCCCCUCCUGGCUGAGUGCGAUGAGGCAAAAGCCCAGCGCCAGGCGGCCGAUACUCUGCAGGGCUUGCGGGCCCAGGCGGAAAGGCUGCGUGCGGAGCUUCUGUGUGAGCGGCGCCGUGGUGAAGAGCAGCGGGAGGCCUUCCAUGCUGAACGUAUCACCUGGCAGAGUGAGAAGGACAGAGUCAUCCGUUACCAGAAGCAGCUGCAGCACAAUUAUAUCCAAAUGUACCGGCACAAUCGUGACUUGGAGUGCCAGCUGCGCCACCUCAGCCUUGAACUCGAGGCCCGGGACAUAGAUGACUAUGAGAUGCAUGGUGGGGAAGGCAUCUGCUUUGAGGAGAUAGCAGCCACUGAGAUCUGAGCAUGUCCAAUGAAUGGGCCACACUGCCACUUAAAAGAUGCUGUGGGCACAGUGGCUGGUGCAUGCGCACUCAGGACUCCCUCUGACUUCAAGGGAUGCAAAUGGAGUGAGCCCUGGACCGGUGAUGAAGGGAGCCACCUACUGUAGAGCGCACUCAUGAAUCCCAGCGGGUAGCGCAUGCAUCUCCCAUUAAUAUGGCUGGGGACCCGGGAGGGGGGAGGAUUCCAGUGCCACCAGCUCAACAGAUUUCACUGCCAUUGAGAUUAGAUAAGGACCUGAAGUGGAGUUUGUUUCUUGGGGGGGUGUGUGUAAGAGCUACUGAGGAUUUCCACCAAUGCCUCCCAAACCUGCCUUAGAGGAAGGAGGAGCCAACCUCUCCUAAACCUUUAUUUGGAAAGUCUGCAGCAGCAACUGCUGCUUUGUUCUGCCAGAGCUUGGAAAAUUUCUUGUUUAGACUACAGCUUCCAGAGGUGCCCAGCCAGCCUAGCCAGUGGCUAUAUUGGCUGAGAGAUUGUGGGAAUUGUAGUCCCAAAAUGGAUUUUUUGUUUUCCUAAGCUCUGGCCUUUAGGAGAGCUUGUGUUAGUACUGUUUUCUGUCACUACCUUUGCAAAGUGACCUGAUUGGCUCUCGGCCACUAUUAGGUGGAAAUUAGGUUGAGCUGGCUACAUUUACAGCCAGUUAGCUGCUGAUCCACUUAGACAGUGGGAGGGCAUCAGCACCACCUGUUUAUAGGCUGUCUGGAGAAGCUUUAAAAAAAGAUUUGGGAUGCUCUUCUCUGACCUUUAUCAGAGUCCUGUGCCGUGUGUACUCUGCAUUAAGUAUAUCUUUUUAAAAUAACAUAUAUCUAGUCUAUGGUACCAAGAAAAACUAAAUUGUGGAAAAAAAAUAAAUGGGCAUAUGUUUGCUUACUUUGAAUAAUAUUACUGUUUCCCAUAGUCAGGCGCUUCCCUGCACUAUGCCUGACAGAAGAGAUGUUUGACCUUUGGCAUAGCCAUUUAUUUUUUGUGGCCAAGAAAGGGCAAGAUAUAAUAAUAUAUAGUAACAAGACCAAAAUUAAUUCUCAGGAUACGGCUAGUCCCCAAAUUCUGUGGUGUUUUUUCUUGUUGUUGUGCUUGUGUGGAAUUACAGAGUAUGUGCAGUCCUGGCUCAGUCUCACCUAAAAUGUUGUGAGGGGAUGGUAUGCUAAACCCUCUAAAGCAACUUUUUCCAAUCUAGUCUUACAGAAGUAAACCUGUCCAGGCAUCUGUGUUGACUGUAGGAUAUCAUUGUGAAGUAUUCUUAUUUUAAGGGCCCUACACAUCCUGCUGAAGAGGUUGUGUCCAGUGGCAACUGUUCGAUAGCAUCUCUGCAUACAUGGGGUGCUUGGGAUCUGGCCCCCCACUAAUUUCCAUGAUACCUCAGUGGUCAUUGUUAUAGGGUCUUCCCACACAUUCCCCUUAUUUUCCUAGAGUCUGGAGAAUCUUUGACCUUGGGAAACUGCCAGGACCUACCUAUUCAUUAAGGCAGGUGGUGGGAACCUUUGGCUCUCCAAAUGUUUUGGAUCACAAGGCCUGCAGUCCCUUACCAUUGGCCAGGCUGGUGGGGCUCAUAAGAGAGUUUAUGCUGAAACAUUCGGCAGUCCAAAGGUUACCCAAUCCUUGCUAUAGAGAUUGCUGAAUCAGUAGUAGGGGUCCGAGGGCCAGCCCCACCUCUGCCCCUACCCUGAGGAUGCCCUAUUACAAGAGGAUCUGGGAUGCACCUUCCUUACUUGCCUUGACCACUCCUGGUGGGGACCCUUCUGAAUUGAGAGUGCCUUUUCCUUGGCUUUAAUGCCUGGGUCUGAUGGUUUCUCCACCAGGAUGUGCUUUCUGGCCCAACGGUAUCCAUCUCCUACCGGUGACAUGGUGUAUCUCACUUCAGGUUUGCUUGCAGCACCCUCAGCCAUUGAUCUCCCCAUUGUAUUCCUUUCAGGCCUGUCUAGUGAAAGCCUCUGCCAAGUGGGGGUGUGGCCUUCCUUCUCCCAUAGUUUUUGUUCAUUAUCUCUAGGAAUCCUCAUUCUCCAGGCACUUUCCCCCCAUUCGCCCCAAUAAGUUCCUUGCCAGAUUAGAUUUAGUUUGAAACGUCAUGCUUUUGAAUAGCAUCUCCUUCUUUUCAAUCCAGCUUUAGAGGUCACCGUGCCUCACUGUAUACCUUUGUGUGUGUGUUAUUGGCUCAGAGAUAGUUUAACACCAGAGUCCUCUCAUCCCGUGCACUCGCCAUAACCCUACCUGCUUAAAAGCAGGCCAUUUCUGAGGAGGCUUUACGUCUCAUUUCAGAAGUGAGAAAAACCCAGGAGGUUCCUGGUUCAGUCCAAUGACUCAUCUCCUUCCCUCACCUUCAAGUGGCCAUUAAAGCGCUCUGCAGUUGGGCUCCUAUCCAGAAGGCUCCUCUCCAAAGGGCAGGAGAAUGGUGCUAAUCUUUGCCCUCCUCUCAGAGUUCAGCAGACAUGCUGACUGAGAACUGUAGUCCAAAAAGGUAAUUUUUCUGUUCUGCCUUCUCUCUUGCUGUGGGAAUGAUGAUGGCCUAUGGUGCCCAUUAGCUUCCUGAUGCAUGUCAGAGCUGAUGUAUCUCAAAUAAGAGCAUCCAUGCCAGUAUUCCUCUUUCUGCUGCACAGUCUGUGCCUAAGGAGAGAAAAGGUGAGCAAGCCAAAGGUCUUUCUAGUAGUAGUUUUCUGGAGAGCAGAAUAGCCAGCUCCAGAGAAACCUUAUUGGCUGGAUAACCAGCCAUCUCCCUUCAAAGGAGGAAAGCAUUAUCUUUUGAAGAGAUGUGGCCCUUCUGUUCAGCCUGCACAAUACAGCUGUUUUGCUACUACAUGAUUUGUCACAGCUCCGUCCUAUGGAAUCCUGAGAUUUGCAGCUUAUUGAGGUAUUUAGAAUUCUGAAAGCCCUUAUGCAUCUCUUCCAUCUCUAGCAGAAAUUUCUAAAUUGGCUCACCAAACUACAAAUCCCACAAUUUUAUAGGAUGGAGUCAUUAAGCAGUAUCAAACUGCUACAAUUCUAUUCUAUCUGGGCUUUAAAUGAGGAGAGUGCAUGCAUAUUCCUGUGGUUGCCAAAAGGCUAAGGGCAGAGUUGCCCUGAGUCACAAAUGGAUAAACUAUGGGGCUGCAGAAUUGAGUUUUUAAUCCAGCUAAUGCAAGAUAAACUUACUCACUCAGCAGUCUUAGCUUUGUUGUCCAUGCGAUCUUACUGUGCACCACCACCCAUUUCCCAAUGUAUAGUUACAACAUGAUGCACCCACUGUGCCACGAGGGUAGAUGCCCAUUCCCCCUGGCUGUGUAAGCUCAGAACAAGGAAACAUCUCAAGUUGUAGCCGAAGUCCAAUACACUCUGACAUCCUGUUUAGGCCACUCGGGGAAUGACUGCUCCGUUGCUAGAAUCGGCAUCACUUACCAGUCUCGACUAACCUUAGCAUCAGUUUCUCCUAUUUUUCAGCAUGCAAAAAAAGUUUGGAUUUGAUAUUCUGGUUCAAGAUGCAUUCCAACUGUCUAGCUGGCAGCAGGGAGUUUAUCGUUUCCAUUCUCACUUUUGAGAUUCUGUGUCCCAAGAAAAGAAGGAUUGUCCACCCACCUGUAAUCAUUCUUAGUUGCCAUACUGCUCCUGGCUGUGGGAGUGGAUGGGAUGGGUGGGAUGAGGGACAUACAUCACUAAACCAAAGGAAAGCUUGGUGCAUGUCAUUUUCUUGACUGUUGCUAACCAGCCCCUCUUUCUUUACCUUUCUCUCCCUUAGCACUGCUUUGUGUUUUUAUUUUAUUUUCUUUUUUACUUUUAUUUCUGAAAUGAUAUAUUUUCCAAGCUGUGUAAAUUUCUUGUACAGACUAAAAGAAAAGUGUGAAUAAAAAAAACAUGAAGACA